This is a messenger RNA of Dovyalis caffra, 219 nucleotides long. NCBI's taxonomy places the organism in Eukaryota, Viridiplantae, Streptophyta, Magnoliopsida, Malpighiales, Salicaceae. The record is from the annotation of a GenBank genome assembly.
GUUUCUGGUGUGAAAAUUAGUGAUGUGACCUACCAAGACAUUCAUGGAUCAUCAGCAACAGAAGUUGCAGUGAAAUUUGAUUGUAGCAAAAAGUAUCCAUGCACAGGUAUCAAAUUGGAAGAUGUAAAGCUGAGUUACAAGAAUCAGCAAGUUGAAGCUUCAUGUAGCAAUGUUGGUGGAGUUGCUUCAGGCCUUGUUCAGCCCACUAACUGUUUAUAA